Molecule: messenger RNA, 1026 nt
Organism: Juglans microcarpa x Juglans regia
Lineage: Eukaryota; Viridiplantae; Streptophyta; Magnoliopsida; Fagales; Juglandaceae
Exons: 1
Coding region: 1-1026 (341 amino acids)
Molecular function (GO): nucleic acid binding; zinc ion binding
Source: RefSeq, a predicted model, not a curated record
AUGAGUUCUUCCGAAGUACUCCGAGUAGCAGUGCAUCAAUUAAUAGACGAUCUCGCGCAGAGUCCUUCGGGUCGUCAACAUAACAAUAGUGAAGGAGGAUGCACUUUCAAACAAUUUAAUAGUACCCAUCCCCCCACUUUUGAUGGAAGAAGCGAUUCCAAUGCAGCUGAGGAUUGGAUUCAGGACAUUGAAGAGAUAUUUAGUGUUUUGGAGUGCAGCGAUCAACAAAAAGUUCAAUUUGCAGCUUUUAAAUUAAUCGGAGAAGCAAAGAGAUGGUGGAACUCUGAGAAGGCCAUCGGAGAAACUGAUGGAACUGGUGUAGUGAACUGGCCUCACUUUAAGCAAAACUUCUUUGACCGUUUCUUUCCGAAAGCAGACCGGGAAGCUAAAGCCCGAGAGUUUACUAACUUGGUGCAAGGGACCAUGACGGUACGCCAGUAUGCUGCAAAAUUUGCAGAGUUAUCACGUGUCGUUCCAUAUUUGAUCCCGGAUGAAGAGAAGAAGGCCAGGACGUUUGAAGAAGGCUUGAAUUUCCAAAUAUAUGAAUGGGUAAUGGUCUUGCAGAUUCAGAGUUUUUCGGAGUUAGUGCACAAGGCAAUUUUGAUGGAGCAAAAUAUUAAGAGGGGUGUGGAAUCGCAAGAAACAAGAAAGAGAGCUACUCCACAAGGAUCCUCGGGUAUGGAUCAAGGGCCAUGGAAAAAGAGAAAUGAAGGGAGCAACUCAGGUCAAAAGAGAAUGCAAGGAAUUCAAUUGAAUAACCUCUGUAAUUUUUGUAAUAAUGCACACAUGGGAGAGUGCAGAAAUGAAAUGAGGAUGUGUUUUCGUUGUGGAAAAUCUGGACAUUUUAUCAAGGAAAGUCCUUUGCUGCAGUCGGAUAACAAGAAGCCUAACCCACCUCCAGUUUCCCAACAGACAAGUCAUGGAAAUAAUCAACUUAGAAUGGGACCAGCUCGAGUGUUUGCAUUAACAUCUGAAGAUGCGGAGGACAAAAAUGCAAUCACAGGUACCCCACUCUUUUCUCCUUGA